CAACCAAAGCUCAAUUGGGAUAACAACCAGACCCUACCUCAUAAGAAACAUGUCGAGGACAGCAUCUCGUUUCGUUUUCCGUUGUCUUUUUUGGGCCACCGUUGUGGGCUUCUUGUGCAGACGCACCUCUGCAACACGGUGGAUACCAGUCCUACAGACUGGGGAUAUUCCGCCCGCUCUCGAUUUACCUUCCCAAGUGUUUGUUCCCCAACGGAACGAGACUCUUCUCAUAGGCGGGUUCGACACGACAAACAAAGGAUUCGGGAACUACUUCCCCGCAAAGAACUCGUCGGGCAUUUCCGCCUACUCUAGCACAUUCUCCAUCAGGAGUGGUACUACCAGGGAUGGAACCCCCCAAUGGGUAUGGAAGAACUUGGCGCCCUCACAAUUUGCAGUCGAUGCCGGUGGAAGUUCUGCGGCCAUCACAGAUGAUGGCAAUAUGGUAGUCCGCUGGGGUGGGGUGCAGAUGGAUGCGACUCAGAAUCCAUUGCUGAGUACCGUGCACACCAUGAACUUCACCGGCGAAGCGUGGGGAGCCUGGGUGCCAAUGCAAACGACAAAUACGCCGCUACUAUCCGCCUUCGCGAAGGCCGUAAUCUACGGGGACCUUUUCAUCACCGUGGGGGGUAUCGACGCCGACGGGGCAGUGAAUAACGCUAUAAACAAGCUUUCUCUCCGAACGGGUACAUGGAGUACAAUGAGUGUUAUUGGAGAGAAUUUGCCAGCCUCCUGGGGACACAAUGUAGUGCUUUGGAGAAACUUCCCACUUCGAGAUGCUGUUGUUCCAAAUGGAAACGGGAUGGCCCCUGCUGAGAGUAGCGACGUUCUGCUCAUUAUCGGCGGACAAGUUUGUCCAAGUGACACACGGGCGGCGGGCCCAAGUUGUUUCAUCAAAUACCCCGGUUAUGCGCUGGACUUGGCCACCGAGACUCUGCAUUUACUGGAUACCAAAGGAACAAGCCCGGGUUAUAGAGCGCAAGCUACCGCGCAAUUGGUUCUGCAACCAGAUGGAGAAUAUGCCUUGUCGCUGACAGGCGGAUAUUACGGGGAUUCGACGUACGUUUACUGGUUUUGGUCAGACAACUGGUUGUAUACGCCAACUUCGCGGGUUUGGUCAAACACGCCGAUCGCGAAUCCGAGUACCUUUCCAAAUCGCUAUGGGGCGUUCUGCGUCCCGCCGUUUGCCACAGUGGGAUUCGGAUCCACGUUCCCCUAUUCGGUGCAUACGGACGCAUGGGCUCUUGUAACCUCCGGAGGGGAUACCAGCCAGUCGAGCCUAAACUUAUCGGGUGGUGGCCUCGUUGUCAGCGUCACCGGGGUCGAGUACAUCUUAACGAUGCGCGAUUCUCGCGGACUCGAGCUAGGGUACGGAGGCGAAACCGUGAUGGGUUUUCUAGUCGAUGAAUAUGGGCGCACGACGAUUGGCGUAGUUGAUGAUCACGGCAAUGGAACGUAUACUAUCGCCUUCCAGGCCAGCUGGGCAGGCGCACACGAUUUGUAUGUCAACUAUAACGGUGCUAGCAUGUUCGCGUCUACCAGUGUCAAGGUGCGAGUUCUGCCUGGCGCCGCAGACCCUUCGACCUCGUCCGUAACUUUCGCCACUGAACUCUACCAAGGAGUCAAUGCAUCGCUCGCAUUGGAUGUGCGUGAUUUUACUGGCAAUACCUUGUUGCAAAACGAUGCCCUGAUGGCUACGACGGUUUUGAUUGCUUACACCCAGUCGUCUCAAUAUCAAGUUCCUGGUUUCAGAAGGGAACCUACAGAAGCACAGUUGGGAUACGUCGACGGACAGGUCAUUGCAACAUUUGUACCAGAAAGUCUUGGCAACUUGACCGUUACCGUAUUUCUCAAUGGAAUGUAUCUCUCGAAUGCGGUGAUUCCAGUAAAUAAGCCAAUUGAACGUGCGUACGUACUGGUUAUUAUCUGAAAUUCCAGGGAAUCAGCGGUCCAGGCGGGUAUUACACCAACUAACCGUUUUCGGAAAUCGUACCAUUUAGUGCCAUCGAAACUUCGAGCGAAUAGUAGCCCAU
This is a messenger RNA of Fimicolochytrium jonesii, 2030 nucleotides long. RefSeq lists its product as uncharacterized. NCBI's taxonomy places the organism in Eukaryota, Fungi, Chytridiomycota, Chytridiomycetes, Spizellomycetales, Powellomycetaceae. The coding region runs from base 50 to 1927 and encodes 625 amino acids. The record is from RefSeq and is a predicted model, not a curated record. The transcript has 3 exons. Gene Ontology annotation, molecular function: protein binding.